Molecule: messenger RNA, 2939 nt
Organism: Chinchilla lanigera (long-tailed chinchilla)
Lineage: Eukaryota; Metazoa; Chordata; Mammalia; Rodentia; Chinchillidae
Gene: Prnd
Product: prion protein 2 (dublet)
Exons: 2
Coding region: 97-633 (178 amino acids)
Biological process (GO): protein homooligomerization; intracellular copper ion homeostasis
Cellular component (GO): membrane
Molecular function (GO): copper ion binding
Source: RefSeq, a predicted model, not a curated record
CGGGCCCUGCUGCCUGCAGCUGGGCUUCAGGACUGAACAGCACUUCAGGCUGCGCACCGGGGCACUCGCAGCCAGAGGACAGCAGACUCUGACACAAUGAAGACACCCCUGCGCGUGUGGGCACUGGCCAUGGCCUGUGUCCUGCUCCACGGCCACCUCUCCUUGGUCACAGCACGGGGCAUAAAGCACAGAAUCAAGUGGAGCCGGAAGGCUACGCAGAGCCCGCCGCAAGUCACCGAGGCCCGUGUGGCCGUGACCCGCCCGGGGGCCUUCAUCAGGCAGGGCAGCAAGCUGAACAUCGACUUCGGAGCCGAGGGCAACCGGUACUACGAGGCCAACUACUGGCAGUUCCCGGACGGCAUCCACUACGACGGCUGCUCCGAGGCCAACGUGACCAAGGAGAUGCUGAUCUCUGGCUGCAUCAACGCCACGCAGGUGGCCAACCAGGCGGAGUUCUCCCGGGAGAAGCAGGACAACAAGCUGCACCAGCAGGUGCUGUGGCGGCUGGUCAAGGAGCUCUGCUCGGUCAAGCACUGUGAUUCGUGGUUAGAAAAAGGAGCGGGGUUCCGAGUGGCCGUGAGCCAGCCGGUGAUGCUGUGCCUGCUGGUCUUCAUUUGGGUCCUCAUGACAUAAGCUGGAAAGGAAGCUAGCAGCCCCCACAAUGAGCCGGUGAGCAACCUGCAGUCACCCCAGUUGCCCUUCCUACCCCCACCCUAUAUGUCCUGAAGGUACCAAAGAACAGCACCUCGUCAGUGUUUCAAAUAUCACCCCCAAGAACUCCCCCUGGUAUUUGUUCAGUGGUAUUCCCAUUUUACAUAUGUGGAAACUGAGGCUCAGAGAAGUGAAGCAGGUCACCCAGAGUCACACUGCUACAAAGUGGCAGAGCCAGGAAGCAACCAUAGCCUGGCUUCAGGUGUCCUGCUCUGCUCCAUCCCAGGGCCGCCUCAUGGUCUCUCUAUGGCUCACAAGGCCCAAAUCUAACCGGGGUGCUCUAGGGAAACUAAGAUUUAGAUGUAAAUGAAAGGACCCGACCAACUGCUGUGUGCUUUGAGAUCUCAGUGCAUGGGAGUUUAGUUUAACCCAUGUAGUUAAACUCAAAUAUAAUGAGGAAAUUGAUUUAAAAUGGAAAGGAUGGGGCGAAGGUUCAGGAGCCUGGCUGUUCGGAAAUACUGCCAAGGCGGCCCAGAGCGGGUGAGAUCUGCUGCAGAUCGCUGUGGCAUUAGGGCUCUGUUUCACAGGAAGGGCCAGGUGUUUCUCUGCCAGCAGUGGUCUGUGUACUAAGAAAAACAUUUUCAAAUGACAUGCUUGCUUCCAGGGUUCCCCCAGCCCUAUGUGCUUGCUUUUAGGUGCAUUCACACGAGCGUCUGUAAAGAUGCUUUCUGUAUGUGGUGCUCUCCGCGAUCGCUAUCGGUCCUUGGGACACCACUCCGGCUUUGGCAAGGGCUGUCAUCUCCGUAAAUCUCUUCUCGUUACAAAAACACAACCACCCGCCAAAAGGCUGGACGAGCCUUUCUUUAGAAAGGCUCCAAUAAAGAAUCUGUGCCUGUCAUAAGCAAGAGUUGAUACAACACCUUACCAGUUUUUAAAAUGUUAAACAUAUGAACCUCUUUUAGAAGUAAAACGUGAAGCUAAUGCUCUAAGGCGCCCCCACCACCACCAUCCGGGGUCCUGGCAGAGAGCUCCAGCAGUGUGGAGCAGCGGUGGAGAUAGCAGCUGCCCAGCGUUAUCAGUUCUCUCGUUAGCAGCACGCCGCGGAGCGCAGAUGUGUGUGCUCGGAUCCUUUAUCUGCAGUACUGCAGAACGUGAGUGUUGAUACUGUGCCCCUCGUGCCGAGCUCCCAGGGCUAUCAGUUCUUCUCAAGGACACGCUUGGAAGGUUUUAGGGAGGAAAGACGAAGGACUUGGGGAGGCGCAGCCCAGGCAAGCAGCCUCUCAGCCCAUAUCCCACGGGGAGUUGCCGGGUGCUGCCAGCACAGAGGACCCCGCAGUGGCUCCUGCCUCUGCAGACCCUAACCUCACCUUGGACUCUCCCAGCCUUGUUAGUUCUAGAUCUGAGUGCAAAGCUUGGGGGUUACGUCUUGCAUCCCAUUUUUAAAAAUAAUAAGAAUGCGAAUAAAGAAAGAAAAAGUCCUCAGAGGGUGACGCCGGCACUGGAACCGCAGGCUGUGAGCUUCAUUACACGGUUGCUCCAUGCAGCGCCCCCUAGAGGACUUCACUUCCCACGGGAGGCUCGAACGGGAGAUUUGUUCUCGGAGUUUUUAAUGGAAACUGCGUGAACGUGGACGUCCUUGCUCAGGUUUGCAGUUCACGAGGUGGACUUUGGGAGCCUGGCUUUUCACCUUAUCCAAGGGCUAUCCUGCACCUGCUAUGAGCAAGACACUGUGAGGUGCUUCUGAAUUAUCCUUGCCGAGGUCAUUUUACAACGUGAAUAAUUUCACUGACCAUUGCAUUCUUGGCACCCUGAACGUUGGCUCUUUAAGGUGUAAGGGGGUUUUUUUUAGUAAAAAUGCAUUAAAAUUACAACAGAAAUCUAAAACAAAAAAAGACUCCAAUCUUGGCAUCAAAUUGUCAGUUUUCAUUUCCCCUGCAACCUGUACUCCAUGUCCAUCUGUAUAUACCAAUGCCUGAAUUUGCAAUAGUAAUCAGACGAGCCUUCAGACCCAAAAUGUUUCCAUCAUUCAAGGCUUUUUGUCCAUUUUCCUAUGGUUUUUAGUUUCUUGUCUCCCCAACCCCAUCCCCUCCUUCCAUCUUGGGGUGUAGCCCCCCUUUUAAUAUGCUCAGAUAUAUCAUGCUCAGCUAACUUGUCCUUUUACACUGCUGUGUGAUAUUCAUGGUACAAUAGACUGUGGUUGAUUUAAUCCUUUCCUUGGUGAGGGACCUUCAGACUGUUGCCAGUUGGGGUCCCCCCCCCCUGCAAAAAUAAAUAGCUUUUAUCUACAA